Juglans regia (Persian walnut) is the source of this 8463-nucleotide messenger RNA. RefSeq lists its product as uncharacterized. Gene Ontology annotation, molecular function: helicase activity. Bases 227 to 7300 code for a protein of 2357 amino acids. The transcript has 22 exons. NCBI's taxonomy places the organism in Eukaryota, Viridiplantae, Streptophyta, Magnoliopsida, Fagales, Juglandaceae. The record is from RefSeq and is a predicted model, not a curated record.
UAAUUUAAUGUACUUUCGCAUUUCAAUGUAUGUUACAGUCAGCAGAGAAUCAAGAUUUUGUAUAAAAGCUUGUUCUUUCCCUCCGGGAUCAUCUCUCUCUGUCUCUGUCCGCGCGCCCAGAGAAAAAGGAACGUUGAAGGAAAAACCCUAAGUAAAAAAAAAAAAAAAAAAAAAAGGAAAGAAAGAAAGAAAGAAAGGAAGAGGAUAGAUUUGGGGACUCUGAGAGAUGUCGAAGAAGUUGGCGACGAGAAGAGAGCUUUUGGACCGAUGGAGAGGCAUCGAGGAAGAAGAAGAAGAAGAAGACGACGAUCAUGACUCCUCCAAACGACGCCGUCUCCACCAUCUUAAAGAGCAAUGGUUUGCAGAUGCAUUUAAUUUCUUAAUUUGCUUCCCAAAAGAUACUCAUAUCUGGUGUGGCUCUUGGGAUUUGAUGGGUCCUCUUUUAGAGACGUUCUACAAUUACUUCAAAGACGAGCAUCCUGAUUCUCCUCUCAAGCAAUUAUGGAAGAGGAUUUCUGAUGAAAUGCGGAAAUGCAUCCAGUGCAUUUCUCAGUACCAUCAAGCCUUAGAAAUGUAUGAUAGGGAGUAUGAGCUAAGUUGCAUUAUCCCCCUUCUUGAUGUGCUGCGAACCCUUGAUGAGCAGAGGGUGACUCAACACUUGAGAGAGAUCAAUGCAAGAAUAGCAAGAGAAGAAUAUGAUCCGGCUCGUGAUAAUGCUGAAGUUGUUAGUGUAAUGUAUGAGAUUUUGAUGUUCCCUAUCCUGUUGGACGAUCAAUCAUUGUUCACUGAAUUCGAAACAUUUAUUGAAGCAAUUGAUAAUAAGCAUGAACUGGCUUUGGAUGGACAACAACAGUUUCCGGGUGUUUAUGCAUUAUUUUUUUUCAAACGAAGAGUGCGUUCUGUUGGUCAUCGUCUUGCUGGGUCUAUGGGAAAAUUGAGGAGAGUAACUGAAUUGGAACCUUUGCAGCCUUUGCUUAAGAAAUUUAUAGGCUUUUUGGAGACAGAAGUUUUGCCACCGACACCUGAGACUUCAAGACCUAGAGCAAAGCUGGACCGUGUAUCCAUAUGGCUUGGAAUCAAAUCAUUGCUUGGAUUCUUAGAUCCUCCAGCUUUUGAAGAAGGGAUACUAGAACGCUAUCCCAUUUUUCUGGACCUCGUACUCAAUCAUAUCAGUGGUGAUUCAGUUGUAUUUUCUCAUGCAGUUACCUGCUUGAGACUACUCUUUGAAAUGCUUGGUUGUAAACUUUGGUUGAGAUCUACAUUGUCUCCAAGUGUGAUGCGCAACACGCUAUUGGGGCAGUGUUUUCAUACUCGAAACGAGAAAAGCCAUAAAGAUAUUUUUGAUCUUAUUCAGCCUUUUCUGCAGUCUCUUGAAGCUUUGCAAGAUGGGGAACAUGAAAAGCAACGUAGGCAUUUUAUAUAUUUUCUCCUCCACCAAGUGCCAAUGAGCAGUAACUUCAGUGUUUUAACGAGGAAAAAGGCUUGCCAGAUAGCUCUUUUUAUUAUACAAAGAGGCUAUAAGAUGAACCCGCCGUGCCCACCUUCUGAAUGUGCACAUAUGUGGGGCCCUUCUCUUGUGUCAUCCCUGAAGGAUUCUUCACUCCACAGUUCUCUGAGGCAGCCUGCAUUUGAUCUUAUACAAACUAUUAUAGUGUCUGAUGCUGCUGCCCUUAUAACUUCAAUGCUGAAUUGCAGCACCUCUUGGAGUAUUGACAAAAGCGUGUCUCUGGACUUGGAUGAUGAUGAUCAAUGUGACAGGCUUCCAUUUAUUCCAGAUGGUAGAGAGGAGGAUAAUAGUUCUUGGAGCGAAUUCGGUACACAAAGUAAAAUUACUUGUCGGGAAUAUCGAGAGUGGAUGUGCAUUCCUAUGUUGUGGAUUGACGUUCUAGUUGAACUUGAUCCCUCAGUCUUUCCGAUAUCAUUUUCUAAGGCUGUUUUCUGGGCUCGAUCUCGUUUUUCUAUGGUUGAACCCGAAAUCAGUGCAGAAAUGGCACUUCCAUUGAGAACCUGGCUUCAAUCUUCUGUUGAAGAAAUCUCCACUUCAUUUGGUUGGACAAUCCCAACUGGUUCUGAUGAUGGUGGAGAGGGCAAGGACUCAAAAAACUCAGUAAAAAUAUCAUCAAUGUGUAUUUCUUUAGCAAGAACAUUCAACAGGUUAACUGGACACUUUAUAGAUCAAGUGGGGCAAAGAGAAAUUGGGAAACUGUGGACUUGGGAACCAAGGAUGUCUGAAAGCUUGAUACUUUCACUCCUGGAUCCUAAUGAUAAUAUCAGGCAAUUUGGGAAAUGUAUUUUGGAACAAGUUUCGGAUACACGUGGUCUUUCUUGUGGCUUGAAGUUCCUCUGCUCAAGUGGAUGCUCGUUGUCUGCCAUUUUUCGGGGUUUCAGGCAUGCUUGUAAAUUGGUUCUACUGGAUUCUGUUUUGGUAAAGUUUCAGACUUUGCAACACUUUUUUUUCGUUCUACGCAAAUUACUCAAAGGGGUUACCGAAGAAUGGCCAGAAAGUUCAUCUGAUCACUUAAGUAUCACAAGCUUCUCUUCCCAAGGUGGAUUUUUGAGGCAGCCAUUCUUUGAUACAUUGCCUGAGAAUGCCAUUGGGUACUCAUCAAAUGUUGACUUCAAAUUGCUGCAAAAGUUCAUUUACUUGCUAUCGGAAACUGCUUGGCCUUCUAUUCGGAGAUGCUUAAUAGAGGGCAAAGCAUUUAUUGAUUACAGUUUCUGUCAGAUGACUUGUGUCCGCUUACUUGAGAUCCUCCCUGUUGUUUUUGAAAUAAUGUACCCGCCAUUGGGUACAAAACAUGAGGAUUCGAGAGUGAUGGUGAAAAGUGCUUGUGACUUCUCAUGGCUUAAUGAUCUCAUGGAUUGGGGAAAGUCAUCACUUAAAGUUAUAACCGUGUAUUGGAAACGGACAGUUUCCAUGUUGCUGUCUUUUCUCAGGGGUUCAUGUAGUAACAGUGCUACAAUGACAAUCGGGACCAUUGAAAAUAUGAUAUCAAGUGAUAAUUUUGCCACGGAUGAAUUGACAGAAACAGUUUCACGCCUUUCUGUUUCGUUAUCGAAGGAAGCUUCUUGUGACAGUGGAAAGACCCCCUAUAGUUCAAGAUCUUUAUUUCCCGAAUUCUUGUCAUUUGGGAGGAAUAGUUCAGUUUCAAAUGAGCAGCCUCUCUCUGGUGAUGACAGAGAGGUGCAGAUCUUGGACUCGGUAACGGGAGCUCACAAAACGGCUGAAGAUGUUCUGAUUGUUCUUUCAGACAGUGAAACAGAGGAACCUAUAUCUGCCAAUGAGGUCAUUCUCUCUGAUACUGAGACAGGUCACCACAUGUUGGAGGACAAGACUAUUGAUCCUGGGAGCAAAUCACAUUUUGACUCUACGAAAAAGAAAGUUUCUGACACUGACACUGACACUUCUAAGGAUUUGUUGGAGUCUUUUCAGCAAAAUGACACUACUGAUGGUUCUGUGGUUGCUUCUCGGGAUAAGAGCUUUGAUGGAUUAAAAGGUAAAGGAGCACCCGCUCUCCUCGAAUCAGAAGGUUUAGAUGGUAAGAGGAAAGGAAUACGCUCCAUAUACAAUAAAAAUGAUUCCAUUUUAUCCCAGAAUAGAGUUAAUCUUCAUGUUUCAUCCAAUGAAGCUGUCAGUUCCAAGAAUAUGACUCUAAAUUUCAACAGUGCAAUUUCCAAGGCAAGUGACACUGUUUUGAAAGAGAUAGUACGUGAUACUGAAGACGAUACAUUUGAGUCUGCACUAAACUCUGCAAGGCGUCAGCAGUCACUUAUAGCAAAGUCAAGCACUUCUCUUCCAAAACGGCAAGUUAUUCAACUUAAAUCACAUUUUGAAAUUAGAUCUGGCCGUUUACAUAGACUGGAGGCUGGAGUGAAAAGGUUCAAGCCGCCAAGGCUUGAUGACUGGUAUAGACCCAUUUUGGAAAUUGAUUACUUCGAAACUGUUGGAUUAGCAUCUGCUGGUGAGGAUAGGAGUCGAAUUGUUAGCAAAUUAAAGGAGGUUCCCGUCUAUUUUCAAUCGCCUGAACAGUAUAUAGAGAUUUUUCGGCCGUUGGUUUUGGAGGAGUUCAGAGCACAGUUGCACAGUUCCUUUUUGGAAAUGUCUUCCUUGGAAGAGAUGUAUUUUGGCAGUCUAUCUGUGAUGUUGGUCGAGAGAGUUGAUGAUUUUCAUCUGGUUCGAUUUGUCUAUGAUGAUAAAGAUUCUGCUGCUUCUAAAAGCUUUUCUGAAAAUGACCUUGUGUUGUUGACAAAAGAGCCUUUGCAAAAAUCAUCCCAUGAUAUUCAUAUGGUUGGAAAGGUGGAGAGGCGUGAGAGAGACAAUAAGAGAAGACAAACUAUAUUAGUAAUCAGGUUCUAUCUUCAAAAUGGUUCUUCACGAUUAAAUCAAGCUAGAAGAAACCUCAUUGAACGUGGUAAAUGGCACGCAACUCGCUUAAUGAGCAUUACACCUCAACUUAGAGAAUUUCAGGCACUGUCUUCAAUUAAGGAAAUCCCCAUACUUCCAGUUAUUUUGAAGCCCGCCAAUGAUUCUCUUGGUGGUGAUAUAUCCAAGGAAGUGGAUCUGGGUAAGCUUUCCCAACCCUUGCAGCAAGUACUGAAAUCAUCCUUCAAUGACAGUCAACUUCAAGCUAUUGGUGUUGCUGUUGGAUCACCAAGUUUAAAGAAAGAUUUUGAAUUAUCCCUUAUUCAGGGUCCUCCAGGUACUGGCAAGACGCGAACUAUUUUGGCCAUUGUCAGUGGUUUGCUUGCUUCACCUUUACAGAGGAUGGGUAAUGCAAAAAACUUUCUUGAUGGCACUUUGAAAAGAAAUGGUAUGCAGUGCACCAAUUCACGUCCACGGAUAAGCCAGACUGCUGCAAUUGCAAAGGCAUGGCAGGAUGCAGCCUUGGCUAGACAAUUGAAUGAGGAUGUUGAAAGAAGCUCAAAAUCCAUGGAAAGUUUGGCAAGAGGAAGGGUGCUUCUAUGUGCCCAGUCAAAUGCAGCGGUUGAUGAGUUAGUAUCAAGAAUUUCUAUUCAAGGUCUUUAUGGAAGCGAUGGGAAGAUUUACAAGCCGUAUCUUGUAAGGGUUGGCAAUGUGAAGACAGUCCAUCCAAAUUCACUACCAGUAUUUAUUGAUACACUUGUUGAUCAACGUUUGGUGGAAGAGAGGAUGAAAGUUUGCAAUGAAAAGAGUGAUUCUACUGUGGGCUCUUCAAUUACUUUGCGUUCUAAUCUUGAGAAAAUAGUUGACCGAAUCAGGUUUUAUGAAACAAAGCGUGCUAACUUAAGGGAUGGAAAUGCUGACCUUAAGAAUUCUAUGGAAGCUGAUAGUAAUAAGGGGGAUGAUGAGAAAGAAGUGUCUGAUGCAGAAAUAGAGUUGAAGCUAAGAAAACUUUAUGAGCAAAAGAAGCAAAUCUAUAAAGAUCUUAGCAGUGUUCAGACACAGGAGAAGAAAUCUAAUGAAGAAAUGAAAACACUUAGACGUAAGCUUCGGAAGUCUAUUUUGCAGGAAGCUGAGAUUGUGGUAACUACAUUGAGUGGUUGUGGUGGAGACCUCUAUGGAGUGUGUUCUGAGUCUGUGUCAACUAAUAAAUUUGGGAUUCCAUCUGAGCAUACUCUUUUUGAUGCUAUAGUGAUUGAUGAGGCUGCUCAAGCUCUGGAACCUGCUACUCUGAUUCCUCUUCAGCUUUUAAAAUCUAGCGGGACUAAAUGUAUUAUGGUUGGUGACCCAAAGCAGCUUCCAGCGACAGUUCUUUCUAGUGUUGCUAGUAAAUUCCAGUAUGAAUGCAGUAUGUUUGAACGUUUACAGAGGGCUGGUCAUCCUGUCAUUAUGCUGACCAAACAGUAUAGAAUGCACCCAGAAAUAUGUCAGUUUCCUUCAUUGCAUUUUUAUGACGGAAAGCUGCUAAAUGGUGAAAAAAUGUCUAACAAGUCAGCUCCAUUUCAUGAAAUUGAGGGUCUUGGACCAUAUGUAUUCUAUGACAUUGUUGAUGGCCAAGAGCAUCGUGGUAAGAACUCUGGUGCAUUGUCCCUUUACAAUGAGCAUGAGGCUGAAGCUGCAGUUGAAGUUCUUAGGUUAUUCAAGAAAAGGUGCCCAUCUGAAUUUAUUGGUGGAAGGAUUGGCAUCAUAACUCCAUACAAGAGUCAACUCUCACUUUUACGUUCUCGUUUUUUAAGUGCAUUUGGAUCUUCUGUUAUAGAUGAUAUGGAAUUAAAUACCGUGGAUGGUUUCCAAGGUCGGGAGGUUGAUAUAAUUUUACUUUCAACUGUUAGGGCAGGGGAUCCUAACUCUGCCCUUCGGAUGAACUCAAGCAACAUUGGGUUUGUAGCUGAUGUAAGAAGGAUGAAUGUGGCUUUGACAAGAGCCAAGCUCUCGCUCUGGGUCUUGGGUAAUGCCAGGACUUUGAUGACAAACCGUAACUGGGCUGCUCUUUUAAAGGAUGCUAAAGCAAGAAACUUGGUUAUUUCAGUCAAAAUGCCAUACGAGUCGAUGUUUAAAACAGCCUUUUGUGGAAAUGCUGUUUCAGGAAUUUCUGUUAAUCACUCAGGACAGAAGAAAUAUGUUGAAAAGGUUAAUGAUGCUAGCCAGCAUGCAAAACAAAAUGAACGCAAUACAAAUCAAACCUUUGAAAGGAAAACAAGGAAUGUAGGCUGUGCAGAUCAGGGUAAAAGAACAGGUAUAGGAGAUGAAAAGGAUUUGGGCACGACUAAAGAUUCAUCAUUAGUAGCAAAUGGUAAGAACAAAACUUCUGAGGAUGUUAAGCGUGCAAACUCAGGGAAACAUGCUAAAGUGGGUGAAAGAAAGGGCAAACAGAGUAGUGAAAAGAAAGUUGGUUUGGGGAAUACGGAUAUGAGCAAAAGGAAGCAUGAAUUUGACAAGUCUAAUAAUCAUUCAAACCAUUCUGAACGAGAAUUGGCUGAUGGUCAUAAACUCUCGAAAUCACUUGUGUCAAAAAGACUGAAGAAAUCCUCUGAUGGUGGUAGAAGCGAGCAGGGGAAUCAGGCAACUCAAUUAACUGAAGGCAGCUCUAAGGAGAGAGAUGCAAAUGUCAGAGGUAAAGUCCCCAGUCAGGUAGGCCGUGCUGAAGAUUUGAUUGCAAAAAGGAAACAACGUGAAGCUGUUGAUGCUAUUCUUUGUUCUUCGCUGAUAUCUUCCAAGAAGUCUGAGAUGUCGACGAAACCUCUGCCUGCCAAAAGGUCUUUUUCGUCAUCAUCAAAUGUUAGUGGUGGCAUAAAACCUCCCAAAACAAGUAAAGUUCCACCAGCGUCUUCAACAAGUGCAUCAGAAAAUCAGAUCCAUAAGCAUCGCAAUAAGAAAUAAAAUUUUUUGAGUUCCCAGGACUUGGAUGAAGCUUGGAGUCCUUUAAGGAUCUAGUUUCCAAAUUGAAGCUUUGCGAUCAAUGGUAUAACUUGAACUGGAAUGGAGAGUUUUGGCGCAUUUGGUAUGCCAACAGUAAGGUAAUUGGUGGAAUUCCUGCUGGUGUACCCACACCAAAUAUAUCAUGGUAACCAGAACCUGUCAUUGAUGAGUUUCUUAUCAGGUUACUACUGGUACUUACUAUUGGAAAAAAAUCUUAACUGGAGGUACUGAAAAAGUUAUAAAUCUUCAAACAGGAUGCGGUGACAAUUCCAUAGUUACACCAUCCAAUGAGAAGGGGACACAUAUGCUCUUUAGGAUAAUUACAGUAAAAGCGAGUGUAGAUGAUCAUAUGAACUCUCUCUGAGUCUCUCCUCCUCGGUCUCUCUCUUUCUUCUCAAGCCUCCCUCCCUCUCUGCUCAAGCCCGAGGCCACGAAAACGUUUAAUCUCCCCCCACAGUCGCUCUCUCUCUCACCCCUGACUCUCUCUCCCCUCAUACACCAGGACCCGCUACAAGUGUUAAAGUCACUGCAAUUUUGGAGAUAGCAAAUAUUGUUCCCAAGGUUUUCUAUUGUCCUACUUCACUCCCUUUUCCUUUAUUUUCAUUCUACUGCCAUGAAUAAUGCAGUGAAACGCAGAGUUGAGAAAAUUGGCUGUUGGGAGUGAUGAUGCUACCUGGAGUGAUGCUUGAUUUAUUCCUCUCAAGACGUGGAUGGUUGGGUCCAUUAUAAACAACUCACCUGUAGCUUUGAGCUCACAAAGUCGCCGGACGCCACGUUAUAUAUAUGUGAAUAAUCUUAGUUUCACUUUGCAAUUAAUUGUCAGAGUUCUUUGUAUCUUACUAUGAUCAUUUAGUCGCUACUGCAAAAGCUUUUAUCCUACAUCCUUUAUAUUUCUCUCUCCGGUAGAAAAUCUCCUGAAAUAGGGUAUUAUAAUUUGUAUCUCACAUUGUGCAAUGGGAGGAAAAGAUGCAAAUGAUAUGAAAUUGAAUAUUUGUUUUUUGUUCUGCUAGUUACAUAUAAUUAUUUGAGCCAUAUUUGUAUGAAAAUUGCUUCUACAUGGUCUGAAAAAUAGGAUUGAUAUGGCUAGAUCAGAUCAGAAGCGAGGAGUUUAAAACCUUUGUACU